Messenger RNA from Pararge aegeria (speckled wood butterfly), 3597 nucleotides. RefSeq lists its product as uncharacterized. The record is from RefSeq and is a predicted model, not a curated record. Gene Ontology annotation, cellular component: septate junction; membrane. NCBI's taxonomy places the organism in Eukaryota, Metazoa, Arthropoda, Insecta, Lepidoptera, Nymphalidae. The transcript is spliced from 5 exons. Gene Ontology annotation, biological process: septate junction assembly; regulation of tube size, open tracheal system. The coding region runs from base 155 to 895 and encodes 246 amino acids.
CAGAAGAAGUCCGAGAUCGAAAAUAAAGUCUGUUGUAACCGAAUCGCUUUGGAAGGAAAUGAAAAUAAUAAAUAAACACUGCUAAACGGAGUAAACCAAUUAACAAGUAUAGUUUAUAAGAUUACAUAAGAACAUAAAGUUGAAAGUUGUAACGAUGACUGCAGAGGUUAAUAAUGAAUAUCCAAAGGCUUCUUAUACAAUACUAAUUGGAGCAACUAUAACAUAUAUAGCAGGACUGUUCUUGCUAUUGUCCUUUGCUGGCCCAUAUUGGAUAGAAUCAUAUCCUGAUAUGUUCUCUUCAUUUAAGCAUAUGGGUCUCUGGGAAUAUUGCUUUGAUCGAUUCAGAUUCCCUUCCUACCAGUAUGACAAAUACUUUGAUGGAUGCCAUUAUAUUUUUAGUCAAGAGCUGUAUGUUAUCCGUGAAUGGCUUCUACCAGGUUGGCUUAUGGCAGUGCAAACGUUCGUGACUCUUGGACUAAUUCUCUCAUUUACUGCCCAAGCACUGCUAGCCUGUGUGAUAGUGCGAAUGCCAUUGCGCACUGUUCUACGAUAUGAAUGGAUAUUUGUUGCAAUUGCGUACAUAAUGGUGGUAUUAUCAAGUGUAUUCCUGUUCUUCGCUGUGGCUACAUUCGGUGUGAACUGCUAUCGCCGCGAUUGGCUGUUAUAUCCUGCCUUUAAUGUCUUAUCUUGGUCAUAUGCAUUUGCUGUUAUUGCCUCCAUAUUAUUUGGUAUGGCUGCAGCACCGUUGUUCCUUGAGGCGCGUAAGUUGUACGAGUUACGUUUGGAGGCAAAGAACCUUGUCGCUCAGAUGCAACACAGCCAACCCGAGCACGCUUUGCACCAGUUGCGUGACCAGUUGCAUCAACAACAGCAGAUUGGUUACUUCAGGAAUUAAGUUUUUCUGACGCACAUGACGACGUGAAGGCCACAUCGCAGCGUACAUACUACGUUCUAAGCGGCGUUCACGUUUGCGUGAUGUGUGCGGCCAAUCACAAGACUUGCUCAAGCCCUCGCGACUUGUGACUGGUCGCUAGCAGGACGCAAACAAGAAUGAAAAACGACGACGCGGUUUGGACGCUCCGGUUUGGUUUUGCUUUAAACGAUUCUGCUGUUCUUUACUACUAAUUGAUAAUAGUCAUAGACGAAAAUGUCACUCUUUAGAACUUUUAUCCACAUUAGCAAAUGUUGCUUAACAUAUGCUUUUGUGAUGAUAACAUAUGUAUUGAUGUUUUUUCAACUCUUGACGUUUAUGGUCACUUUAAGACAUUAGCGUUUCGUCUCCGGGCCACUGGAAUCAAGAACCUAGUAAGAGACGUUAUUAGUAAAAACUGGGCACUUUUGAAUUGUUGAAAUAAGGCCUACUGCCAGUUUACUCACCACCAAUAUGCAUUUAGGGUAGACCCUUUAAUAAAGGUUUUUAACUAUCAAUCCAUUUCAAACAAAUAAAUAUGAAACCCACUUUAACCCAUCUUAUACUAUAAUUACUAUACUACUAUAGUAUAUAAAAUAGAAAUUAUAAGUAAGAAAUAUAUUUCAUGCAAACAAAUAUUUUGGUAUGCCACUAAAGUUAUUUUAUCUAUAUUAUUUUAGAUCUGUAAAUUACUAACAAUGAUAUUCAGACAGUUUUUUUACAUAUUGAUUUAAUUCAAUGUUCUAUUUGUUGCUUUAGAUAAAAACUUUUUAUUCAAUACAAAUUGAAUGGUUUACGUGUCGUUUGACGUUCAAGUUAACAAACUUAACUUUGGAGCAAAGUAAAAAUGACAAUUUUGCAUGAAAUGUUCUGUAAUAAAAUGACAGAUUUACGCCAACGUAUAGUUGUGACUUAAGUUUUUAUGAAAACUUACACUAAGGGCUAGCUAAUGCUAGCAGUAAAAGAAGGAAAACGGGAAAGUUUUAUUUAUCAUUUUGUAAACCGGCAGGGUCGACUUUGCCUUUACCUUUCCUUAGGAAAGGUCCCGUAGUUUUUUCCAACACUUGAUAAUACCAUGAUAGUAUUAAAGUAGAAAAAAGGCUUAUAAUGAUAGUAACCCAGUGCAAAAACAUCACAACAUCUGUAAGAAGCAAUAAAAAGACGAUUGUGUUAUUUUUUAUCUUUUGUAUUAAUUUAGAUGUAUUUAAGGAAAAUUGUCACUAUUAUUGAAGUCUUAAAAAUGAAUUUAGAAAUAACAUAAAAUAUAAAUUUAUGAAUCUCAUUUUGAAAUUUUGCCGUCCAAAAAAACAUUUUCAACUAAAAGUUGAAUUAUUUUACCGUCUAUAAUUUUUUAUGUAUCUAUUCUAUUGAAUAAUUAUAUUUGUUUAUUUUAAGUACUGCCUUGAAAUCACAAUGAAUGUAAUAUUAAAGAAAGGCCUUAAGAUAUUAUGUAUAUAGAGCUUGAGCGUGUCCAUCGGCAUUCAAAUAAUGUGUAUUUCAUUGCUAAGCAUUUAAAGUGUAAUUUUGUUUCAGCCGUUUUAUGAAAACAAUUUGUAAAAAUGGGAUGCACUAGGUUAAGUCGCACAUGCAGUAUCGACUUCAUACUUUACGUGAGCACGCUUUUUCGGAGUUGCCUUGCUUAACAACUCCUCCUUUGUAUUUUCCUUAGUCAUCGCAAUGCAUUAAACAAUGAGUGCAACAUUGAGUGCCAUCCAUGUGAUUUUUAGUUAUUUUUGCGCACAACUGAUUUAGUAAGUACUUUGAUAUAAAAAAAAAAAAGCUAACGUUGUCACGUCUUUUAACAUGAAACCUAUCCAAGAGCACAUAGCUCGGUUGACACAUUGAAGAUUUACUUUUAUAGGGAUAAACUUAAAUUAUAAAUCCGAAAGUUUGUCUGAUUGUUUGUUUUUUUGUUUCAUAUGUGCGGCUCAAUCCUUGCAAAGUUCUGGAUAUAAUUUAUCACCAUUAAAAUUCAUUAUUAGUGUAACGAUAGUGGUUGUUUGAUCAUGAAGAUGAUAAUAGUAUACACAUUAUUCCGGAAAACCAACAUUUUCCGCGGGAUUUCUCAAAACUGUAAACGCCGAUGUAGUCGCGCGCGAUACCUAAUUAAAAAUAUUAUUGGUACGUACGUUACUGAUAAUAACAUACAAAUUUUGACGCAAACAAUUCACGAAAUGGUUUCUAUAUUUGGGAUUUAAAUUUUUAAUUUAAUUUAUUUUUCAAUUGAUUGCUGUUAAUUUCACAGCAACACUUAUUGCAGAACAAAGUUAUGAAAUAUUUUUUUAAUUCUUUUGCUUGGUGCCCUUUCCAAGCUACUUGUCACUGGCAAAGUACAUUGCUGUUGGCACUACGAAGAGCCAUGAAUCCAAAGAAGAGAAGAUAUCUUUAAAUUAUAAACCAAGCCAAUUUUGUAUUUAUUCAAAUAAAGUACGAAGAUUAUCAUGUUAACAAACCUAACUUUGGAGUAACGCAAAUAUAUCAAAUUUCUACGGAGUUGUCAAACAUGUGUCGCUUGGUCCUGCAUUUGUAUUAUAGACUAGCUUUUGCCCGCGUUUAUCAUCCGCGUUUUUUUACGGUUUUUUUACAAAUCCCUUAGGAAUCGUUUGAUUUCCUGGAAUUUAAGUAACCUGUUACUCUCCGUCCUUUAAACUAACUCUAUGCCAAAAAUUAAUUUCAUUACUUGCUUA